Messenger RNA from Synchiropus splendidus (mandarinfish), 9118 nucleotides. Its product is annotated as MAM and LDL-receptor class A domain-containing protein 1. Gene Ontology annotation, cellular component: membrane. The transcript is spliced from 39 exons. Gene Ontology annotation, molecular function: protein binding. Bases 3632 to 9052 code for a protein of 1806 amino acids. The record is from RefSeq and is a predicted model, not a curated record. Lineage: Eukaryota; Metazoa; Chordata; Actinopteri; Syngnathiformes; Callionymidae.
UUGCAAUCUGCCCAGUUUCCCAUCUGCAAAGAGGAAUCAAACUCAAGCCUUCUGCAGAGCUGCGCGAGCUCCGUUACGCUGUGGUUACCUCGCCCUUCAUUAGGACACAAUCUUCUACAUCAGAUGAGAAUUUCGGGGAACCAAACUCCCAGGUGAUGAAAGUGACUGUAGAGUGGUCGCUCCACUCAAACAGGCCCUCCGUCUUCCUGUCGUUCAGUCCCAGCCACAGCUCGUCGGUGGACGCUGUCGAGGGAAGCAGUGAUGGUAGGUGGCGUCCUACCUGAGAUCAGCGCCUGCUCGUUGGGAUCACUGAUGCUGACCAGAGAAGCCCCCUGCUGUCUGCAACUGUCUGCCGCCUGAGGCCAGGUCAGCGCUGACUGGCUGUUCACCUGAUAAUAAGCUCCAGUGACUUGGUUCUUGUUCCAGAACUCUGUGGCUGUGGAAGAAGAGCUUGGGUAAAUAUACUGAUUCCAUGCACACAUCCAUGACUGGUUGGCACUUACAUAAGGUGGGACAGUAGCCCCAGAGCUCGUGCUCAUAUUUGGUCUCAACUGAGCACCAAGGGCGCUUGAUAGAUGAGUCGAACGUGGUGCAGUCUCCGAACCAUCUGUCCUUGUACAGGAAGGGAAAUGCACAUAUCUUUCCGAACGCAUUUCCCCCAAUGGAAUAGAACUCUAAGAGCAAGAGGCCGAUUUGGUCAAUUAUUCUUGCAAAUAACAACAUGUUAAAUGCAUUAUCUCGAGCUUCAAAUCUGCUCCUGCUUCACCUCUGAACGUUCGGGAGCAAGGACCGCUCGACGAGCCUGUGAUUGUGAAGUGGUUGUUGGGUCCGACCGACCUGGAGAGAGCGGUGGUUUCGUCCGAUUUCAUUUCGAUGUAUAGCUGCUGGCCUUUCAGCGCCAGCAGCGUGUCGUUCCUGCACUCCCACUUCUGCAGGUCGCUCCGGUCGUCGCAGUCGUAGAGGGUCACCUCGCUGCCCACACUGCGGCCCUGGGCUCCCAGACACUUCUUGGUGGAUGUGGAGUAAAGCCGGUUGCCCGUCGUCCAGCGCAUGUCCUGGCAGCGGCUGGAUUUUUUCACCAGACAAAAUCCUGUGGCUUUGUUGAUGACGCCAAAUUGUGAAUCUACGCUCAGGAAAAGAAUUGACGGGAGAGAUGAGUACGCUUGAAACACAAUAUUGAUAACAAUAAUAAAGUUUAGGACAGCCAGCAAGAGAUCUAUGAUUUUGCAAGCAAUAGCUCCCGAUGCGUGACAUUUCUUUCUUAAAAUACAGAACAGAAUGGUAACUAUCAAAAUGCAGAAGGAAAAACCUCGUCGAUAAAAUUCCAAACCGUUUGAUGAUGAACAUCGCAAUAUUGUGCCCAGGAGCACAAGGGCCGCUAGCGUUGUCCGUUUGGUCACCAUCCUCCCACUGAGUCUCACGGCUGCAGACAUGACUCCUGCAUUGCAAGCACGAGGCCUUAUGAGCAGAACCAUGACACAGGGGGCAUCUGUAGAAAGAAAGCUUGCAGGGCUUGUUCUUCUUUUCACUGAGAAAGUAUCAUGUUUCGGAUUGGGACAUCGCAACACAGUGCUACUGUGCAAAAGGGAGCAGGGGGUGAUGAGGAAGUAUACAAACAAACACACACACACACACACACACACACAUCCUGCUUGCAUGUAUAUAACACUUGAGAAGUGACUGCUGACUUCCUAUCUGUUCGAGUGAAUGUAAAACAUUUCUGUGCAUCCGUCUGAAUGGAUUUUGAUUUCCCAUCACGUGGAAUUGGAUUUGUUGAAGGCAAACCUUCAGCCCUUUGAACUCAGAUUAAGGAGUGCAAUAAAAAGCAUUAACAAACAAGAAGUGAUUUAGUCUUGUAAAAGUGGAGAAUUGAAUUACCACGUGUGGUGUUUGUUUUGUUGGGAUCAUUUCUGUGUCACGACUGCUGAAAGAAUGAUCUCGUGGUGUGAGUAGUUUAGCCUUAUUGUGUGAUAUGCUGAAGCUGAAACUGUUUUGUUUUGGAGUCGUUUCUUAUUUCAUUAAAACGUGAUAGUGUUGGUUGUUGAAGAGGAGCAAUGUCAAAUCUGUCUUGAGUCGCUUUCACUUCCUCGUGUGGGUUGACGGCAGAAGGCGGCUCAAUGAGUUGUGCUUGUGGAGAUCCACAGCUGCAAUGGAAAGUUGUGUUGCACUUCAGGUCUUUUAUGGAUUAUCAACCCUUCAGAAGUGAAUGAGAUGGAUGAAAGCAUGUUUAUAUAUGCAUGGAAUCCAUGGAUGCCAGCUCCUUGUCUGAAUUGAACUUUAUAUUCAGCAGGUUUUCAGAGUGUGGGCCGACACAAAUGAAGAAUGCUGGCUCUGUUGGGCAAAGUAGUUCAGAAUCCGGUAGAGGCCACCAUCAUGAUAUGAUGAUACAUUUAUACACUUCAGACUUUUGGAAUUGCAGACGACAGAAGAGGACAACAAACCCAUCAACUCAAAUAGCACUUAAAUGUCUCGCCUAUAAUACAUUAUUUGACCAUCUAAAACACUUAAUAAUGCAUUUGUGAAGCUUCAUUGAAGACUGUAUGAUUGGUAACCAUAACAAGGUUUGUGUAGCAUUACAAGUGUCGUUAUUGCGUUGUUCAUUACAUUUAUAAUUUCAUGCUACAAUAAAGGACAUGAGGACUGAGCUAAUCUUAUCAAUAUUAUUGCCAUGUCUUUGUUUAGCUGUAACAAGUCAAACAACCCAAAGUACACAUAUUCUCUUUCUGACUACAUUAAGUCCACUUCUUAGAAUCAUCCACAAACCCUGUCAAACAUGACACGAUUGACAUUUAGAACCUUUCCCAUAAAUCCUUACAAAUGCAUGAUAGGUGGGACCGGAUUUGUCGAUAUUCCUUUGAUCUCUUCAACCACAGCAGGGCGAAGCUGGUGCUCUUUAUAUGAAGUAGAUGAUGAGCCGUGGAGGGCUGUGGUGCCAGGUCCGAAAGAAAUGUUGCUCAGAGCUGACUGCGUUGUCCUUUUAACUGUAACGUCAUGUGUCGUGAGCAGAACGGAGCCUACCUUGUCAUUAAAUGUGGCCGAGCAAAGAUUUUGCUUUUUAAAUGUGUUUCUUCACGGUAGAAUGUGAUCAUUUCAUCAAAUAUUGUGUGCUACAGUAGUGUCUAUUACUCUGUCUAUUUUCUCUUCACCUCCUGUCAGUCUGCCUGUAAAUCAUUCUCAUCUGUCUGUAUCAUUUCAAUCGCAUUAAUAAGUACCAGAGUUAUAGGACCAAUCAAAACUGGUUAUCUUGAUGUACCUGCGCUUAAAAACAGAUGGCUUUUAGAGCUUGGCUUAAUGUACAACUGAGCAGCAUCAUGGAAAGAUUGGGGAGAUAAGGUCCAACCCUGAGGAAGCAAGCUGCAGUGAAAUGAUUUUGGUUUAUAGAUGUUGGUAAACGGUUGCAAUGCAAAUGCCAUGAAGGAGUGAGGAGGCUACUAGGUUGCUACUCUGGAGUGCUAAAGGUGGUGAAGGUGUACCGUUGGUGUUGAGUGUGGACUUUACGCCAGGGUUUGCCUGCAGGACUCUUUGAUCACCUCAUGUCAUAAAAGUUGCGGUCGAGGAAUACGUGCGCGGACCUCAGUUAGGAAGCAGGAGCGGAACACAUGAUGGUUUAAAUCUCUUUGGUGUCCUCACGAUGAAGCGGCUGUUGGUGCUCUUGUCAGGUAAACGACUAAUCUGCUGGAGGCGCAGUCGAGGGCUUACUGUCAUGUUUUGUGCUUCAGUGCUGUCUAUCGCUGUGUCUGCGUGUACAGUGACGCAGUUCCAGUGCAAAACUGGAGCGUGUGUCUCUGACCAGUUGGUCUGUGAUUUCAAAGAGGACUGCGAUGAUGGAUCCGACGAGGAGUUCUGUGGGUCAUGUGACUUUGAGCUUCACACUUGCGGCUGGCGCGACAUCAGCGAGGAGUCGUUUUCCUGGAGUCGACAGAGAGCCAACAUAACCACAACACCAGGACUGGACCACACCACGGGCACUCCUUGGGGGCACGUCAUGCACGUUGGAAACGAAGAAGGUCGUUUUUUUGGAACCGCCGACUUGGAGUAUUCUGUCAGCAAGGUGGCAGCCCUGGGUUGCCAGCUCAGCUUCUGGUACUCUUUCCGUCCGACUGGAUCCCCUUCCUUACCAACAGCUCUGGAUGUGCUGAUGGUGAGAGGCCAGGUCGCCACUGAGUUACUCAGCAUUAGUAAGCGCGAGACCACUGGGUGGGAGAACGCCACCGUAUUUAUUGGAAAUCUGCCUGAAGGAUAUCAGUUGCGGUUCUCCUACGAACGUCCGUUUUCUGGAUCCUGGGAUGUCAUGCUGGAUGACAUCAGCUUUGAGUUCUGUGGAGAUGAAGAUGUACCUGCCGGUUCAGACCAGCUCUCCUGUGACUUCGAACAAAACACAUGUUCGUGGUACCGCGACCUCUCGUCCAGUUUUCAGUGGGAGCGGAGCAGAGGCACAUAUGACGGACCUGGGGGAAAUGGCUACUACAUGACUGUAGAAAGUCAAAGAGACCCGGAAGUGGCAGCCAGGCUCAUCAGCUACCCCCAACCUGCGGGUCGUGUCAUUUGUGUGAGCUUCAUGUAUCACAUAUUUGGCAACAGCAUCGGUUCUUUGAAGUUCAUCAGGAAGCACCCAGGAGAAGAGGAGACAGUCGUGUGGAUGAGGACGGGCACUCAAGGCAACAAGUGGAGGUUGGCUGAUCUGACCUUCUCAAGCGACAAACCAACUCAGUUUAUCAUAGAGGCCACUGGCGAUGGUAAACAAGGCAGUAUAUCCAUCGACGACAUCACAGUGUCCAGCAGUGAGACAGGUUCGUGUCCAGCUGAGAGGGAGUGCAGCUUCCAGGGUUCCCUCUGUGGUCUGCAGCACCUCGACUCUUCAAGCUUCAGCUGGAGUCGGACUACAGGAGCUUCUCAACCCACCAACUCCUCUGGCCCGAAUGCCGAUCACACACUUGGGACAGACCAAGGUUACUACCUCAGUGCCCAGCUGUGGAAGCAGGUUCCCGGCUCCCGAGGCUCUAUGGUCACAGCACAGCUCGAGCCGACCCCGUCUGAAGGCGAGUGCCUAGUCUUCUGGUACUACAUGGAGGGCCCCAACGUCGGGGAGUUGAGUGUUCACCUGCAGACCAUUGGUAACUCUAAGAAGCUGUGGAACAGAAGUGGAGAUCAGGGGACCCACUGGAGACAUGCAAGGGUUCACCUUUUAAAUCCAAGCACAGCGUAUCAGGUGGUGUUUGAAGCUGUGGUCGGUGAGGGGCAGAGGAGGGAUAUCGCCAUCGAUGACAUCACUUUCCAAUUUGGGCCCUGCCCCCCACCAGGCUACUGUGACUUCGAGAUGGAUUUCUGCGGCUGGGUCAACGACCCUCCAGCUGAGUCUGGGAUGGACUGGGAUUGGCUGUCCGGCACCAGUGAUGGUCAUUUUGUCCCAAAUAAGGACCAUUCAACAAAUUCUCCCCUCGGCCACUUUGCCAUUUUUAAUUCGUAUAAUUCUGAGGCAAAGGAAGUCGCUCGACUGGAAAGCGAGUCGAUGGCAGCUGUGGAAAAAGCCUGUCUGGAACUCUGGCACCAGGCUUCUGGAUGGGGAGUUGAUCGACCCUCCGAUAUCACAUUCACUGUGUUGGUCAGUGAGUCUGGUGGGCUGCGGACCAUCUUUGAAACUAACGGUUUCACAAAUUCCUCGUGGAUCCAGGACAAGGUGGACUACAGCUCACCUGAGCCUCACCAGCUAAUUUUGCAAGCCAACUGGACGGGCUCAUCGGAAGGAGGCUUUGCCAUCGACGAUGUCCAUGUACGAUUGAACGAGUUUUGUACAGAUCCUGUGCCAACAACUGCACCGGUGCCAGUCAGCACUACACCCGAGCCUCCUACAUCUCUCAUCACCUGCUCGUUUGAAGAAGGUCUCUGCAGCUGGAUAAAGCCAGGAGCUGAUGACACCGUCUGGACUUUGAGAAGUGGAGAUGAGGUCCAUCAACCGAGGGAUGGACCUUACUUUGACCAUACCAUCGCGAAUAACCAAGGGAAGUUUUUACUUUUGAAUGGAUCUGGAUCCAUGGACGGCGAGAGCGCAAGCCUCUCAGUGUCGGUCUCAAACUUCUCCCAAGUCUGCGUCGGGUUCUGGUACUACAUGCUGGGGCCAUCUGUGUCAUCCCUGGAUCUGGUGCUUGAAUCAAAAUCCUCCAAUGUGUUGGUGUGGACCCGGCGAGGGAGCCAGAGUCCUCAGUGGAUGAGUGCAAAUGUUAACGUCGACAUGACUGAUGCUACUCAGGUGCUGAAGCUCACAGGUCAUAGAGACAUCAACAGUGAAGGAUUCAUGGCUGUCGAUGAUGUCACAGUGAGAGACGGUGCCUGCCGUGUCCCCGAUGUCUGUGGGUUUGACACUGACUGGUGUGGCUUUGAGAAGGGCGUGGGUAACUCGGGUCACUGGGACCGCAAACAAGGCUCGCAGAACGCUGUCGAUCAUACCUAUGGAACCAUGAAGGGCUACUAUAUGACAGCUGUGGCUGCAGAUCCUGCUCAGCCUGCAGAGGCUGAGUUGCUCACACGGAAGUUUCGCUCCAAUGAAGCACUCUGUGUUCAGUUCCGGUAUCGGUUAACUGACUCGACAGCCACCCUCUCUGUCCACGUCCUGGAUCUCGAAGGGCCCGGCGACACUCUCUGGCAGCGGUCAGGAGCGUCUCAUGGAGGCUGGGAGGUCGCGAGGGUCACCAUGUUCUCCCCAACACCAUUUCGUGUCGUGUUCAAGGCUGCAGGUACGAGUCUCUCUGUGCACCUGGAUGAUUUCUCAGUGAGAAACGGUGCAUGUUCUCCUGUGGCCAACUGUGACUUUGAGUCGGGACUGUGCAACUGGGUCAACAUACCCCCUGAAAAUGGACAUGAGUGGGUCCUAACCAGCGGAGGUUCAGAUGGUCCGACCACAGACCACACCACUGGCGCCCCACACGGUGGUUUCUUGUUGAGCACGUCUCCAAACCGACGGAGCAGCAGCUCAGCAAAGGUGGCGUCAGAAUGGAUGAGCCCAGGUGAUUCACCAGCGUGUGUCAUUCUGUGGUACCAAACAGAUGGCAGCACCUCAAGUCAGUUGAGGGUGUCCAUGCGCUCAGAGUCAGCUGAAGAGCUGUUGCUGCAGACCAACAGCAGUGAACUGGGUUGGUCCAGAUUCUCUUGGACUGUAGAGCCAACAGAACCCUUCCAGCUCCUUUUGGAUGCCGCAACUGUCGGCUCUGGAUUUGUGGCUGUCGACGACGUUGGUCUGACGCCAGGCCCGUGUGCAGAAACAAGCUCAGAUUUUGCCAACUGCACAUUUGAGGAAAGCAUGUGUGGAUGGAAGGACAUGAGCGACGGGCCGUGUCAGUGGGGACGACGGAAUGCUUCAGACGACUACGGACCCUCCACCGACCACACAGUGGGCACCGAACUAGGCUGGUACAUGGCCGUGGAGCCUGCCAAAGGAGGUCACCUGAGUCCGGCCCACCUGCAGAGUCCAUCCACCAAGGAGUCCAGCAGCACCUGCUCCCUUCACUUCUACUUCAGUACACAAGGAGACGACAUGGAGGAGCUUAGCGUGGGGCUUCAGGAGUCUUCGCGGAUCACCCCCCUGUGGUGGCACAGCGGCAGCAGCGGAGACAUCUGGCAGCGUGCUGAGGUCACUGUUGGAAGACUUCGCCAGGACUUUCAUAUUCUCUUUCAAGCCUCCAGAGGCUUUAGCAAACCCGGACACGUUGCUAUCGAUGACAUCACCUUUGUUAACUGCUUGCUGCCUGAACCCGAACCCUGUCCUGAGAGCAUGUUCACGUGCGAUAAUAAAGCGUGUGUGGAGAGAAGCAGAGUGUGUGACUUCACCGACGACUGUGGCGACUGGUCCGAUGAAAACCAUUGUGAUCUACAAAGAAUCGAGAGCUGCAACCUGGAACAAGGCAUGUGUUCCUGGUCGAGGAGACACCAGGACACACCAGGAGGUGUAUGGAGGUGGUUACAGGGACAAGACGCCUGGCCAGACCUCGGACCGGCCCGCGACCACACGCUGAGCAGUGGUGCAGGUCACUUUGUCAUCCCUGGCACUGACCUGACAAGUGAAAUGGUCUCCAGAACUCUGCUCCCCAGCUCAAACUGUAACAUCCAAUUCUACUAUUUCAGUCUGAAUGACGCUGCAGGCAGGUUGUCUGUGCAGUCCAGGACCCACCGGGCUGGUUUUGGUGACACAGAGUUGUGGGCCAAGCCUGAUUCACAGAGCUACAGCUGGCAGAGAGCAGACGUGAAGGUCUCCUCCACAGUCAUGCACAAGGUGGUGGUCAGAUACGAGCGUGGUGAGGGUCCAGGAGGUCUAGUCGCCCUCGAUGAUAUCUCCUUCUCCUCCGAGUGCAAGUUGGACCCAGACAACAACGAACUGCCGGACGUCAUCCCCACAACCUCUGAACCACCAACACCACCAGCCCAUCUCACCACUAGCUCCAGGCCCAACCCCUGCCAGGACGACCAGUUCUUCUGUUGGCGUUCUGCGGCCGGAGUCUGCAUCGCAGCUGGGUUACAGUGUGAUUACAGUGCCGACUGUCCGCAGUCUGAGGACGAGGAUGGAUGUGGGCCUUGCACGUUUGAGAGGGACCAGUGUAAGUGGGCCAGUGUUGGAAAGACCUGGCUGAGACAGAAGGCCAGUAACAACUCGCAGCCCCCCUCCGACCACACCACCUCCACAGGCACCUUCAUGAGCGUCCGCAGUCCCACCCUGAGUGAGGCCACGCUCCACAGCCCACCACUGCCGCCGUCGUCCCCCUUUUGCCAGAUAUUGUUUCACUUCCACAUCAGCUCGGAGUGUGCUGGGUCACUCAGAGUGCUUAUACAGCAGGCCAAUGGAAGUGAAGCAAUCUUGUGGUCACGCAGCCACAGCACCGUCCCCAACUGGACCCCAGAGUCUCUGCCCCUGGGUCCUCACCUGCAGCCUUACAAGCGCCGUAUCUCUGCUGCAGACGAAACUUCCGAAAUUCCUGUUUUCAUUCUGCAAUCAGACCAGACAUUAAAAAGCAUUACAAACAACAUGGGGAUAUGGCUUUGGGUCAGCCAGGCUUCAGUCCAAUGAGCCAGCUCCUGCAUGACUGUGUCCUGAGCUUCACCAGUCCAGAAGUGGCACAGACUCCAGCCGUGC